CCGUAAACUUCAUUCGAGGAAGUAACAGGGGAGACAACUCUUAACGACAGCGGAGAGUUUGCUGUUUAUUCCCUGUUUCAGAGAGGACCAAACAGCGCGCAGUCAUUUCAAAAUGUCGGGAUAUGAUAGCAACCCCUUCGCAGAGCCCGUGGCAGACAACCCUUUUAAUGACCCUUCAGUCACACAGGUGACCAACUCCAGUGUAACACCAGUCAACCAGUACAGCCCAUUCCCCAAAGAUGGUUUAGCCACUCAAACCACUCCAGCCGCCCCCUCUCCUUAUCAGCCUGCUGUGUUACAGCCGUCUACAGAGCCCAGUCCACAGGCGACUGCUGCUGUGGCUCAGGCCAAUCUGCUGAGGCAGCAGGAGGAGCUGGAGAGAAAAGCUGCCGAGCUGGACCGCAGAGAGCAGGCGCUGCAGACUAGAGGCUCCUCAGGUAAAGAGAACAACUGGCCUCCACUUCCAAAGAGCUUCCCCAUCAAGCCAUGUUUCUAUCAGGACUUCUCAGAGGACAUCCCCCCAGAGUCUCAGAGAGUCUGCAAGAUGAUGUACUACCUCUGGAUGCUCAACUGUGUGGCUCUGUUCCUGAACCUGUUGGCGUGUUUGGCUUCCUUCAUCACUGAUGCGAAUCACGGUGUUGAUUUUGGCCUCUCCAUUCUCUGGCUCAUCCUCUUCGCUCCCUGCUCCUUCCUCUGCUGGUACCGGCCCGUCUACAAGGCCUUCAAGACGGACAGCUCCUUCAGCUUCUUCUUCUUCUUCUUUGUGUUUUUCUGCCAAGUUGUGAUCUUCAUCAUCCAGUCUGUAGGCAUCCCCAACUGGGGCAACAGUGGCUGGAUCGCUGCCUUCUCUAAUUUCCGUACCAACCAUGCAGUGGGAGCCAUCAUGAUCAUAGUGGCCAUCCUCUUCACCUUCUGCGCUGUGCUGUCCGUCAUCCUGCUCAAGAUGGUCCACCAAAUGUACCGCCGGACCGGGGCCAGUUUCCAGAAGGCCCAGCAGGAGUUCUCACAGGGCGUCUUCACCAAUAAAACCUUCCAGACAGCGGCAGCCGGAGCAGCGUCCACUGCUGCCCAGGGAGCGUUCCAGGGGAACAACUAGUUAUCAACGGAGCCAAGCUGAACCCCAUUUAACAGGUCAAGGUCUAUAUGUUGUCAGGUCUGAAUAAUAAAUGAAAACAAAGCUUGAUGAAUCAGGAAGGUAAGAGUCAGUGUAGUGAGUCUGGAAAGCAGCCUCUACCCUUUUCAAUGUUAAUUAUAACCUCAUGAUGUAUAGACUUUGAGCUGGGUAAGGCUACGUUAUUAGCCUCCCUCCUUUCACCCCCUUAAACAAUGCGCGUCUAAUUCCCCACGGUAACUUGCAGAGUCGCUCCAUCGGGCUCUAUGUGGUGCAUCUGCAUUAAGACGAGUGCAUUCUGGGCGGGGAGAGUGUGAAUGAAGUUGACUGACUGCUCUGUCAGUGUGUCCUUGCUUUGUACAUUUUUACUUUUUGGCAUUGCUCUUCAGUGUAAUAUGUGACUGUGCAGAUGUGUGUGUGUGUUGAGUGUGUGUGUACAUGCAUGCUGAUCACAUGUAUAAAUGUGGGUGUAGUAUGGCCGUCUCUGUCCACAUCUGACUGUGGACUCUGAUUCUGUAAUAUAAAUGAGAAGUGUUUCUGUUUGUCAUUGAUUGGCAUUUCUUCUGUCUCAGAUGCCUUUCUCUUUGUUGUUGAACAUAUUUUGGCAAAAGAAAAAAAUCAUGUAAUAGUAAAAAAAAAGUAACUGUAAAAAGUGUUUGUUGUAAUCCAAUCACUCUGGCCUUUGAUCCUGGAUUUAACUGUUACUGUCGCUAAUGAUUUAAACCUUUGUUCAAUUAUGCAAUAAGAAGAAAAUACCCACAAUUCUCAGACGAGCCCGCCCUCAAAUCACUGACAGAUAGUAAUACUGUGUUGACACUUUUUAAAACCUGUGCCUUCAGACUUUCUGACACAAAAUCUUUGCAAAGAUCUCUCAGUAAAUUACAUUUUGAAAUCUGAAUGUUCUGUUGGGGAUAUUUUACGUUUUUGCUUAUUGCUUAUACAUUAGAACAGAAAAGUUUCAGUCAAACUUAAAUUUUUCCUCUUAGUUGAACAGAGAAGGAGUGCAGAUAGCCUAGCCGUUAUGUUGCGCGCCCCAUGUACAGUACGGAGGCUAUAGCCGUCGUUGCAGCGGUUGUGGGUUCGAAUCCGACCUCGUCCCUUUACUGCAUUUCGUCCCCCCACUCUCUCCUCCCAACAUUUCCUGUCUCUCUCCGGCUGUCCUAUCCAACAAAAGGCAAAAAAAUAACUACAAAAAAAAAAGAGAAUAUCAGACGUCACUUCUGGACCGCUUUUUUUGUCAAAAGCGUUUAAAACAAUACAAGCAGCUUUAACAGCAUGUUUCAUAAAUGCCUUGUUAAAGACUUAUAUCUAAGGAAACCAAAGCAUUACCGCCUUCUGCUAAAUGAAAACAGUUCAGACAGUUUACUGUAACAAGCUUAUUCCCUUCUCAUUUUACUAUCAACAGUAAAUAAACUAGUUUAUUUUUAAUGAAGAAGAUCUGAAACAAUAUUUAACAUGUUUGAUUCUUUAGAAACCAUCAUUUUCAUUGUCACAUGUCAAGGUGAUGAAUGUUGGUUUGACAGUCACAGGUAUGACAGGAGAAACAGCUGAAUCCCACAUUGCCUCAUGUGAAUGAUUAUUUCUGUCGUGUAAAGUUGCCAUAAAACCAACCCAAAUUUGAAGGGAACCAGUUCUCAAUGCUACCUGCAUGGAGCUAACGUUUUCACAUUUCCUUAUUAAUGAGUCUAUUCUCAAAAACCUCCUUCCUCCUCUCUGAGACGACCAACAGCCUUUAAAUUAUUGGAUGUGUAUUUUCUGUGAUUUCUUGUAUCAGAAAAAGUGCAUAUUUGUGUUUAUUUGAUGUCCUUUUUUUAACAUCAGCAAAAUGAUAGCAUUUCCUUAAAAAAAAACAAUUGUGGGCUCAAGAUUAGUUUUGAAAUGUAACCAACAGUGGUCUCAUUUAAAGGUUUGAGCUUACAUCCAUUGUACACAUUCUCAUACAUGAUUUUUAUGAAGUCAGACAUCUCUGAAUGCAUUGUUUCAGGAGAUCAUAAGCCAGUGCCUUUUGUAUUUCAAUGAUAAAUAUAGCAUCUAAUAAAAUGCUUUGCUUUCA
This is a messenger RNA of Labrus mixtus (cuckoo wrasse), 3164 nucleotides long. RefSeq names its product secretory carrier membrane protein 2 (gene scamp2). The transcript is spliced from 9 exons. The record is from RefSeq and is a predicted model, not a curated record. Lineage: Eukaryota; Metazoa; Chordata; Actinopteri; Labriformes; Labridae. Gene Ontology annotation, biological process: protein transport. Gene Ontology annotation, cellular component: recycling endosome membrane; trans-Golgi network membrane. Bases 113 to 1096 code for a protein of 327 amino acids.